Eremothecium sinecaudum is the source of this 960-nucleotide messenger RNA. It is a transcript of the gene OPY2, whose product is annotated as Opy2p. The coding region runs from base 1 to 960 and encodes 319 amino acids. The transcript has a single exon. The record is from RefSeq and is a predicted model, not a curated record. NCBI's taxonomy places the organism in Eukaryota, Fungi, Ascomycota, Saccharomycetes, Saccharomycetales, Saccharomycetaceae.
AUGUCGUUCCGCGAGACAGAUUGUGUACAGUGCCCCAAGACACCUCCUCCGUGUCCAACGUGUGCCGAGGAUGAGUACUGUAUCCAGACCCCGUUGGACUGUCAUAGCUGUCCAUCUAGAUUAUGUGUUAAGAAAAAUCGGACGGACAAAGAUUCAAAUAAAGACAAGGGUGCAAAUUUAGGAGGGAUCGUUGGUGGAGUGGUGGCUGCAGUGGUGGUAGGAGUACUGCUGCUACUAGUUUUGUACUAUUUCAAGUUCUGGAGACAUAGAAAGCGAGGAAGGAGUUCAAGUAACAUUAGCAUAGAUAUUGAUGAUGAAAAGAUUUUAAAGCAGGUAAUAGCAAACGGUUCCCAUGACGGGACAUAUAUUGAAAACAAUAAUGAUAUAUACCAGGCAAGAAACAGAAGCAGCGCUGCCACGGUGAUGACAAGGGCAUCGAAUGUGUUGCCGGUCGCUUAUAUACCUGGUGUAACAGCGGUGGGCAAAAAGACAUCGCGCAGGCGACUGUUCAAUAAUGGUGAUAUACGUUCUCAUAUAACACUAGGCUCCUCAAUAUUGGGAGGAGAUGACGAUGAUAUCGACGAGGGCUCUGAAAUCGCCAGCUACAUAGCUGAUCGGAAUAGCACCGCCGAUAAACCUCCCGCUCUUACAACAGCUAUCAGAGGAAAAGCAAAGCUCGUUCAAAUUACAGAAGAGGACGAAGAUAACCGAAAUGCUGGCGCAGGCAAAACUGGAGCUGGCCGCAGCCUGCCAGGCGACGAUUCACUAAUACGUACGAUAUAUUCUCCAUCGAUAUCGAACCCUAUAGAACUUGACAUUAUCUCAGAUCACAUUGAAAUUGAUUCCGAAGAAAACCAAAAGACAGAUACUAAAGGUUCUUCAGAUGCUGCUAGCAGUAACACAGAUGAUGAAGGUUCUUUCAUACUAGACGUUGAAGUUGCAGAACCAAUUAAACGUUAG